Patella vulgata (common limpet) is the source of this 1950-nucleotide messenger RNA. Its product is annotated as zinc finger protein OZF. The transcript is spliced from 2 exons. Lineage: Eukaryota; Metazoa; Mollusca; Gastropoda; Patellidae. Gene Ontology annotation, molecular function: DNA-binding transcription activator activity, RNA polymerase II-specific; RNA polymerase II cis-regulatory region sequence-specific DNA binding. Gene Ontology annotation, biological process: regulation of transcription by RNA polymerase II. Bases 281 to 1537 code for a protein of 418 amino acids. The record is from RefSeq and is a predicted model, not a curated record. Gene Ontology annotation, cellular component: nucleus.
CUGUUACUCUUAAAUACAAGACCAUCUGCGCCCAAUCUGAUUAAAACACAGGUCCAAUUUCGUUUUUUAUAGUACAAAAUUUCGUUUUAGUUGCCUGGAAGACUUGUUAUAUAAACUGCAUUAUGGUUGAUGUGAGGGAUUAGCCAAUCAAAUGGUCUGUUGAAUCCAGUUCUUGUCGUCUCGCACACAGUACUGUGGGUAGACAUUAACAGCGAUAGAAAACAAAACAAAAAUAGAUAAAAAAAAACCACCUCAUGAACACGUUUUUUGUGUGAAAAGAAUGGCAUCCCCAGUGGCAGUUACACCCAAAAAGAUGUAUUUAAAGAAUGAUGUAUGUAUUUUGUGUGGAUUUUCUUUCGUUCUCCGAGAAGUUGCCUCAUAUGACGAAUUUAAAGAAAGAAAACAGUACGAAAAUCGAUUGCCUGUUACUUGCGAAAGACUUGAAAAAAUAAAGAAAAUCAAUUUACAUAAUUUUGAAAGUGUCACUACUGUGGAAGACCUAUAUGACAGUGGAUUAUGUUCUACCUGUUUAAAUAAAGUGGAGACUAUUCUUAAAUAUGAAAAUGACAUUAUACAACUAAAACUCGACUUGACACAAUCCAGAGAAAAUGCCAAACUGUUAUUAUUACAACCCCAACAAGAAAGUGUCGAAAGAUUGCCAGGGUCGCCAUCAUCCAAGCCUCCAAUGGAACUUCAAAUAACGUCAGUGCCACAUGUUUUAGCGAAACUUCCUCCUCAACAAACUGUACCUGUGCCUAUUUUUGUAUUGACAGUUCCAGCACAAGAAAAGGAAACUGUUAUAAAAGAGAGAACAUCAAAAGAAAAAUUGAAAAUGUCAAAGCAUUCUGUCUCCAAUAAAACCUAUAAAUGUGAUGUUUGUGGUAAAUCAUUUGCCAAUAGUAGUAAUCUACAAAGACACACCAGAACCCAUCCCAGAGAAAAGGCCUUUACUUGUGAUGUUUGUGGAAAAUCUUUUAUCACCAGUAAAGAUCUACGACGACACACCAGAACACAUACUGUAGAAAAACGCUUUUCUUGUGAUGUUUGUAGUAAAUCAUUUACCACUAGAAGUCAACUAGAUUCACACACCAGAAUUCAUACUGGUGAAAAACCCUUUAUUUGUGAUGUUUGUGGAAAAUCAUUUACCAGUAGUAGUCACCUACAGCGACACAUCAGAACUCAUAGCGGAGAAAAACCCUUUUCUUGUGAUGUUUGUAGUAAAUCAUUUACCACUAGUAGUAAUCUACAUGAACACACCAGAACUCAUACUGGUCAGAAACCCUUUACUUGUGAUGUUUGUAGUAAAUCAUUUACAACUAAUGCUAGUCUAAAACGACACACCAGACUUCAUACUGGCGAAAAACCCUUUUCUUGUGAUGUUUGUAAAAAAUCGUUUUCAGAUAUUAGUAAUCUACAUUUACACUCCAGAAAUCAUACCGGAAAAAACCCCUUUACUUGUGAUGUUUGUAGUAAAGCAUUUUCAACUAAUGCUAGUCUACAACGACACACCCGAACUCAUACUCAUCGUGUAACAUAAUGUUUUUCAGCGCCAUCUGUAACAAGGACCCAAAGACCGAGGCUAGGUGACGCAAUAUUCUUAUCUAGGCUAGACAUAUUCCACAUGUCAUGUCAGAUGGUGACCUCAUAUUCUUAUAAUAGCAUGCGCGAUAAAUACUACUGGUGUAGAUUGGAAUAACCAAACGCUAGAGAUUGCCAUUCGGUUGUGACUUCUGGCGUAUUUCGCAGAACAUACAUGUAACUGAUUAGAAAUUACAGUAAACACAGAAAUGAUUGAAUGUAAAUCAGUUUAUAUACAUUCAUAAUACAUUAUUAUAUGCGUUGUUACCCAUUUGUGUCAAUUUCUAGGUCCCAAAUAUUAGCGGUGACAGGUGUGUUUAGAAGUGGGAGAAAACAAAUGCCCAAUCCAUUCCAUUCUCAUUGUAGAGAAAA